Molecule: messenger RNA, 1035 nt
Organism: Letharia columbiana
Lineage: Eukaryota; Fungi; Ascomycota; Lecanoromycetes; Lecanorales; Parmeliaceae
Exons: 1
Coding region: 1-1035 (344 amino acids)
Molecular function (GO): nucleic acid binding
Source: RefSeq, a predicted model, not a curated record
AUGGGACGCCCCAAGAAAGAUGUAGAGUCGCAUAGAGAAUUCAUCCUGAGCCUUCAUGACCAAGGCACCGAGUACCAAGAGAUCCUACGAAUACUAUCCACUCAGCGCGGCCUCAGCAUCAGUCGUGAUGUGCUUAUGAAGAACCUACGGGCCUGGGAUAAGAGACGCUAUGAUGCACCACCCUGCAGAGACGAGAAGCUUCGCAAUAGUCUCAUUAUGUUCCUGUUUCUGAAGCAGAACGCAAAUGAUGAAGAGAUUUUGGUGGACCUGGAGUCUCGGGACCUGGCUGUGACUCCAAGGAAGCUCCGACGGUUGAGGAUAGACAUGGGGUUGAGAAGAAGACGCAAGUUGAAGGAUGCUCGGUUUCAAGAUGAGGAGAUUAUACGCAUCAUGAAGGAGCAUUUGAACGAGGGUGUCAUUGGUGACUGGGGCCUCACGCACCUCUACGCAUACUUCCGCCGCAAUAGUAUCAUUAUCUCAAGAGACGAUAUCAUGUACGGCUUGAGAGUGGUGGAUCCCGCCGGUGUUAAUCGUAGAUACCAGAAGAAACAGCAUAGAAGGAAGAAGUUUUUGGUAGAAGGACCCAAUGCUAUUUGGUCAAUUGACGCCCACUGCAAGCUAGAGAUCGUGGGCAUUCAGAUUUACGCCGUCAUUGAUGCAUACUCCCGCAAAAUCAUCUGGAUCUAUGUGGGGAUUUCCGCACGUACAGCUGUCAGUGUCGUUAAGCAAUUUCUGGAGUUCAUGGAAGAGCACAAGAUCAUGCCAGAUAGGUUUUGUUCACAUCGAGGUACUGAGACCAUUCUCAUUGCGGACGCAUUUCAUCAAUUAUGUGGAGCACAGGAAGACCGAUCAGAAGAGGACCGUGCUAUUGAUAGGUGUUGGAUGUUUGGCAAAAGCACCGCUAAUCAACGCAUUGAAGCAUGGUGGAUGCAAUUACAGUCCUCCAUGCUAAAUCGCUGGGUAAUCUUCUUCGAUCUACUGAAGGAGGAAAAGCAUUUCAAAAAGGAUAAGCUUGCAGAUAUGAUCGCUGUGUAG